Molecule: messenger RNA, 1867 nt
Organism: Emys orbicularis (European pond turtle)
Lineage: Eukaryota; Metazoa; Chordata; Testudines; Emydidae
Gene: YWHAZ
Product: tyrosine 3-monooxygenase/tryptophan 5-monooxygenase activation protein zeta
Exons: 6
Coding region: 134-871 (245 amino acids)
Biological process (GO): signal transduction; intracellular protein localization
Cellular component (GO): cytoplasm
Source: RefSeq, a predicted model, not a curated record
GACCCCGUGUGCGGCGCUGGGAGAGAGGCUGCAGCGGAGAGAGCAGCAGGGCUAGAGAGGUACAGUCCGCGCCGGCUACCCGCCCAGAGACACUCGCGCCGCCGCCGCUUCCUCCUUACACAGAAAAAUCAGCAUGGAUAAAAAUGAGCUGGUGCAAAAGGCCAAACUGGCUGAGCAGGCUGAGAGAUAUGAUGACAUGGCAGGCUGCAUGAAGUCUGUGACUGAGCAUGGAGCUGAGUUGUCCAAUGAGGAGAGGAAUCUUCUCUCUGUUGCUUACAAAAAUGUCGUAGGAGCCCGUAGGUCAUCUUGGAGAGUCGUCUCGAGUAUUGAACAAAAGACGGAAGGUGCUGAGAAAAAACAGCAGAUGGCCCGAGAAUACAGAGAGAAAAUUGAGACAGAGCUAAGAGACAUCUGCAAUGAUGUGUUGUCUCUGUUGGAAAAGUUCUUGAUUCCUAACGCUUCUCAAGCAGAAAGUAAAGUUUUCUAUUUGAAAAUGAAAGGAGACUACUACCGUUACUUGGCUGAGGUUGCUGCUGGGGAUGACAAGAAAGGGAUAGUGGAGCAGUCACAACAGGCGUAUCAAGAAGCUUUUGAAAUCAGUAAAAAGGAGAUGCAACCAACACAUCCAAUCAGAUUAGGCCUGGCUCUGAACUUCUCUGUGUUUUACUAUGAGAUUCUGAAUUCCCCGGAGAAAGCCUGUUCCCUUGCAAAGACUGCUUUUGAUGAAGCCAUCGCUGAACUUGAUACGUUAAGCGAAGAGUCAUACAAAGACAGCACGCUAAUAAUGCAAUUACUGAGAGACAACUUGACAUUGUGGACAUCGGAUACCCAAGGAGAUGAAGCUGAAGCAGGAGAAGGAGGGGAGAAUUAACCAGCCUUCCAACUUUCGUCUGCCUCAUUCUAAAAUUUACACAGUAGACCAUUUGUCAUUCAUGCUGUCCCACAAAUAGUUUUUGUUUACGAUUUAUGACAGGUUUAUGUUACUUCUAUUUGGAUUUCUAUAUUUCCCAUGUGGUUUUAUGUUUAAUAUUAGGGGAAUAGAGCCAGUUAACAUUUGGGGAAUUUAUCUGUUUUCAUCUGAGGUGGCCAAUAUAGGGUUGUGAAAUUUUUAUACAAGUUUUACAUGUUUGGCAUAGUACUUUUGGUACACUGUGGCUUCCCACAAGGUGGCCAGAGUUAAACAACUUCCUAUGUUGAGCAAAGAAAACUGCUUGAGUAUUGGUCUGUCAUGAUGGGAAAAAAGGGAUAAUCAGUUGCAGCCACAGGUGUAGUUAGUGUGAGUAUUUCAAAGCUGAAGCAUACCAUGGCUGUGGGGGAACAGAUGUCCCAUGGAUAUUGCAUGUCAAGCAUGUGAAAUCCUAUGGAAUAUAUAAUCAAGUGUACAUCUUUGAUUGCAGCUGAAAAGCGUUCCUUAAGACAGUUUUGAUCACCCAGUCAACUUUCUCUAGAGAAGGGCAGAAACGGUUCACAUUCCAUUAUUUGUAAAGUUACCUGCUGUUGCUUUCAUUAUUUUUGCUACACAUUUUAUUUGUAUUUAAAUGGUUUAGGCAACCUAAGAACAAAUGUACAAGUAAAGAUGCAGUAAAAAUGAAAUGCUUGAUAUCCAUAACUACACUGUAUAUUGAGCACAGCAGUAAAACAAAAACCCAUGUAUUUAACUUUUUUAGGUUUUUUGCUUUUGUGAUUUUUUUGAUACUUGCCUAACAUGCAUGUGCUGUAAAAAUAGUUAACAGGGAAAUAACUUGAGAUGAUGGCUAGCUUUGUUUAAUGUCUUAUGAAAUUUUCAUGAACAAUCCAAGCAUAACUGUUAAGAACAUGUGUAUUAAGUUGAUGUAAGUGGAAUAAAAGUUUUAUGAAUGGACUUUUC